Molecule: messenger RNA, 1696 nt
Organism: Dreissena polymorpha
Lineage: Eukaryota; Metazoa; Mollusca; Bivalvia; Myida; Dreissenidae
Product: activating signal cointegrator 1 complex subunit 1-like
Exons: 10
Coding region: 92-1156 (354 amino acids)
Biological process (GO): regulation of DNA-templated transcription; DNA alkylation repair
Cellular component (GO): nucleus
Molecular function (GO): RNA binding
Source: RefSeq, a predicted model, not a curated record
AUUAAUUUUCCGGUGUAACCGGAAGUGUAUUUAGUAACAAGUCAGGGUCAACACCGGCUGUCAUAUUAUCAAUAACAAAAAGAGAUGCUCAAUGGAUAUUCUUAGGCCAGAGAUAAUUAAAAUUGGUAAAAGAUGUUAUAGAAAGAAUCCAGUAUUGCAUACUGACGUCAAUGCUGCGGAGGAAGAAGACUUUACAGAACGUAUCAUCUCUGAUUAUAAUGACGAAAUCUGUGCCCUGGAUCAGUCAAAUGUUGAGGAAACGUCUGAUGGCUUUCGCACUCUGGUGAAGGCACCAAGCGCCCUCUUUAAGUUCGUGAUUGGCCGACAAGGAGAGUCAAAAAAACGCCUGGAGACUGAAACUAGGACAAAGAUUAAAAUUCCCAAACAGGGUCAGGAGGGUGACAUUGUGAUCCAAGGUCACGAGCGUAUGGGCGUUAUAUCUGCAAAGACACGCAUAGAAGUGCUGCUGGACUCUGGUCGACAGAAGACGGCCUUUACACACUUUGUCUCCGUGCCGUUCAAUACUGCAGAGAUCAUGAAUGCUUUUACAGACUUCAAAAACGAUGUUCUCAGGGAUUGUGAUGGGGAGCGAGGGGUGGACGCCAGUAUUUUCCAGAACGCAAGCAAGUUGCACCUUACGAUAGGCUGCCUUGUUUUGCUCAAUGAGGAAGAAGUGCAAAGAGCCACCGAUAUGCUUCAGUCCACACUGGAGGAAGUGCUAAGGCCCAUACUGAAGGACGGUCCUCUGCACAUACAGUUGAAAGGCUUGGAGUACAUGAAUGAUGACCCGUCAGAGGUUGAUGUUCUCUAUGUUAAGGUCUUGGAUAACACUGACAGACUACAGAGCAUAGCAGAUCGUCUUGUAGACCGCUUUUCCACAUCAGGUCUGAUGCAGAGGGAUUAUGAACGGGUCAAACUUCACGUGACUGUGAUGAACACGCUGUUCAGAAAAGACCCCACUGGGACAACUGAGGCGAGACAACCCCGGGAGAAGGGCCGCAAAGAGAGAGAAUCAUUCAGUGCGGUGCAGUUGCUAAAGAAAUUUGGGGAUUACAAAUUUGGUUCCCAUACAGUGGACACUGUUCACAUAUCCCAGAGACACAGAACUGGUCCACAAGGAUAUUACGCUUGUGCAGGAUCAAUCAGACUUACUUGAUGUGAAAUUCUGGAAUAAACAUAAUAACUUAUUUGCUGAUUUGCUUUACCUGUGACCACUGAUCGAACACAAAUAAGCUGCGCUCUGUGAUAAGGGGUUUAAUGCAUGUGCAUAGAGUGUCAUCCCAGAUUAGCCUGUGCAGUCCACACAGGCUAUUCAGGGAGGACACUUUCAGCCUAAACUAGAGUUUUGCCAAGAAAAGACUUUCUUGAAACAUUUUUUUUUAUAAAAGCGGAAAGAGUCGUCCCUGAUUAACCUAUGCAGACUGCACAGGCUUAUCUUGGACAACACUUUACACACAUGCAUUAAACCCCAUUUUCACAGAGCAUGGCCCAGAUCAUUUUUUUCAACUGGAAGUUUUAGCAAACAGUGUAGAACAAUGACUGAUUACAAUUCUAGACAGUGUGAAAACUUGUAAUCUGAAAAGUGGAGUAAAAAAGUGAAGGGGAUUGCAUUUCUUAACAUUUCGGUAUCAAAUCAUUAUUUGUAAUUUUUGCCCUUAAUUGUAUGUGUGAAGGAGACAUUAAAUAUUCAAAUUUA